This is a messenger RNA of Lottia gigantea (owl limpet), 1677 nucleotides long. RefSeq lists its product as hypothetical. NCBI's taxonomy places the organism in Eukaryota, Metazoa, Mollusca, Gastropoda, Lottiidae. The record is from RefSeq and is a predicted model, not a curated record. The transcript is spliced from 5 exons. The coding region runs from base 38 to 1324 and encodes 428 amino acids.
AACAGGUAGCAGGAUUUCUAAAGGGUUGAUUGUUAUAAUGGAGAUAUCUAAGAUCAUAUGGAUAACAGUUUUGCUAUUUACAGCAUCAUCAUUUGCUGAAUUUCAGUUCAAGGUACCAACAGAAAACUGCGUUUAUGGAACAAGUUGUUUUUUAACAUGCGGUACAAUAGAUAGAUCCAAAGAUGUACAAUUCCUUCAUGGUGGUAAACCAUUACUAACUUGUUUGGCAAGAAACUACUACGAGUCUCCAUGUUUGAUUGUACCAGACAGUCAAGGUCUUGGCUAUCGCACAUAUUAUGAUUCCAUGAAAUCAGAAAUUCAAAUCAAAAUAACAAUUAAAGAAAACGAUAACGCCAAUUGGACUUGUAAGAAUGGAAAUCAAGAGGCAAGUGUUCACGUAAACGCUGGUUAUACAUCGUUUGUUACAAAGUUUACCACUUGGAAUAACAUUGGAUAUGAUCAGGAAGUAGGACAGGAAGUGAAUUUAGUUUGUCAAGUUGGGAUGCCUUAUGGUAGUAACUACGACCCUACCAUGGUAUCAACGUCUAUAACUAGAAAUAGUGAUGCCAGCAAUCUUACUACCACUGUUUCUAAGGGGUAUUUCCUGAAUUACAGAGCCACAACUAAAUUGAAAUGUACAGAUCACUUUUUUACAUGUUUGACUUGGACUGGAUUUGGUAAAUUGAGUAGUAAUACUGUAGAGGUAAAUGUCAAAUGUCCAUUGCAAAUAUUUUACGAUAUGAUAACAACAAACGUAACAGUUGAACUGGGUAACCAUAAAGGACGUUAUUUAGAAUUGUACUAUUCUGGUUAUCCAGUGACAACCAGAUGGUAUAAAAAUUUUCCAGAAGGAGAUAAGUUAUUGAAUUAUAUAGAUGAAAUCGGCGAACUAAAUAUAAGAUCUAGAAAAGAGGUAUUGUUUAUUAAUGCUAAGCUUGACGAUGCUGGACAAUAUACAGUAUAUGUUCGACAGAAUGAUACCGUCCUUAAAGUUGUUUACCAUGUGACUGUAGUAAUGCCAACAACCAUACACAAGACAAGCACUAAUUCUCGAGAUUUUUCAACAUCCAGUAGAACUAAUUCUCGAGAUUUUUCAACAUCCAGUAGCGUCACCACACACACGACAAGCACCAUUUCAAGAUCAGAACAACCAAAAUCCAAAUAUACCACCAAUGACUCGAGAAGUACCCAAAUAAAUAAAUCGACAACGAAAGAUUCAAAAAUGGAACUUGUUACCAGUAAAGAUAAUAAUGGAAGUUGUCAACAAUUAAGUAGUUUAAUGACUUUGGUGGUAUUGGCGUUUUUAUCAUUCAACUUUUUAUAGAAUAUAUAACAACAAAUCUUUGAACCCCACUAUGCUUAUUAGAAAAGUACUCAAUUCACGGGCUAUGAGGUGGAAAAUCCAUACUAUUUCUUACCUAUUACCAUUGGCUUUGUAUAAAAUAUCUAUCAAAUUACUUAAAAUCCUAAAUUGAAUCACACAGAUCCGAAUAUUUAUGUCCAAUGGGCAGAAUUGUCUCAAAGGUCCUGAUUGGUUUUUGUUGUUGAUUUUCUAUGAUAUUGCUCACAAAUGCACACAGUGUUAUAUUGUUUUAAAAAUGUGAUCUUCUAAUUGACACGAAUUGUGUUGUUAGUCGAUGCUGCACUUUCAUCAGUAAACUAGAUUAUUUCAACCUU